This is a messenger RNA of Lacerta agilis (Sand lizard), 2036 nucleotides long. Its product is annotated as ras-GEF domain-containing family member 1B. The transcript has 16 exons. Gene Ontology annotation, cellular component: plasma membrane. Gene Ontology annotation, molecular function: guanyl-nucleotide exchange factor activity. Gene Ontology annotation, biological process: Ras protein signal transduction; positive regulation of GTPase activity. The record is from RefSeq and is a predicted model, not a curated record. The coding region runs from base 51 to 1646 and encodes 531 amino acids. Lineage: Eukaryota; Metazoa; Chordata; Lepidosauria; Squamata; Lacertidae.
CACAGUGUCAACAAGAUCUCUGGGCGAAAACCCUUCCUCUCUGCUUGUAUAUGGCAAAGUUUCUCGCGGUGCUUCUGGGCUGCACAUUGCCAGGCAAGGGACACUCCCCCAUGUUCGAGUCCAGAAGCCAGUCCCGUAUUGGCCUGAAGCAAAGCGCCAAGCAGAAGACCUCCCCUUUCAACUCUUUGGCCAAUGAAAAGUCCCUGUUUGACUGCAAAAGGGAAAACAUGCCGCAGACUCCUCCCUUUGCAGCGAUGUUUGACAGCAGCGGUUACAACCGAAACCUGUAUCAGGCCAAAGAGGACAGCUGCGGAGGACUCAAUUACCAUGAAAACAACUUGCUGUCAGGAUCCUUGGAAGCCCUCAUCCAGCACUUAGUGCCCACUGUUGAUUACUACCCUGAUAGAACAUACAUCUUUACCUUCCUGCUCAGCUCUCGGCUCUUCGUCCACCCUUACGAGUUAAUGGCGAAAGUUUGCCAUUUGUGCAUUGAGCAGCAGAGACUGGAUGAGCCCACAGCCGAUAAAAACCGGUUACGGAAAAUUGCCCCCAAAAUUCUGCAGUUGCUAACAGAGUGGACAGAGACGUUUCCUUACGAUUUUCGAGAUGAGCGGAUGAUGAGGAAUUUGAAGGAACUGGCCCAUCAAAUUGCAAGUGGGGAUGAGAUGUACCGGAAAAAUGUGCAGCAAAUCAUCCAGAAUCUCAUUCGUAAGCUGGCCUCCCUUAGCCAGUACGAGGAGGUGCUUGCAAAAAUCAAUGCGAGCUCAACAGACCGGCUGACAGUCCUGAAGACCAAACCCCAGGCCAUUCAGAGGGAUAUCAUCACCGUCUGCAGCGACCCUUACAUGCUAGCCCAGCAGCUGACUCACAUAGAGCUAGAGAGGCUCAACUACAUUGGACCACAGGAGUUUGUCCAGGCAUUUGUACAAAAGGACCCGCUGGAUAACGACAAGAGCUGCUAUGGUGACCGGAAGAAGGCGCGGAACCUGGAAGCCUAUGUAGAAUGGUUUAACAGGCUCAGCUACUUGGUUGCCACAGAAAUAUGCAUGCCUGUGAAGAAAAAGCACCGAGCGAGGAUGAUAGAGUACUUCAUCGACGUGGCCCGGGAGUGCUUUAACAUUGGCAACUUCAACUCGUUAAUGGCCAUUAUUUCUGGAAUGAACAUGAGCCCUGUCUCCAGGCUAAAGAAAACCUGGUCAAAAGUCAAGACGGCCAAGUUCGACAUUCUCGAGCAUCAAAUGGACCCUUCCAGCAAUUUUUACAAUUACCGCACAGCUUUGCGUGGAGCAGCUCAGAGGUCUUUGACAGCACACAGCAACAGAGAGAAGAUCGUCAUCCCUUUCUUCAGUCUGCUUAUCAAGGACAUUUACUUCCUCAACGAGGGCUGCGCCAACCGCCUGCCCAACGGCCAUGUCAAUUUCGAAAAAUUUUGGGAACUGGCUAAACAAGUGAGUGAGUUUAUGACAUGGAAACAAGUUGAGUGCCCUUUUGAAAGAGACAGGAAAAUCCUUCCAUACCUGCUCACCGUCCCAGUCUUCAGCGAGGAUGCACUUUACUUGGCUUCCUACGAGAGCGAAGGCCCCGAGAACCACAUUGAAAAAGACAGAUGGAAGACUCUCAGGUCAACGCUUCUUGGAAGGGUUUAAUCCAUGACUGGGUUCCUGCUGCUGCUGCUGCUGCUGCUGCUGCUGCUGUGCUGACGUGGAUUAUUUUUAUUGAAGGCCAUUAUUGAUGUCACUUAUUUAUUUUCCCCCCUCCUUCCCCUCCCUCUUUAAAUCAAGUGACAUUUUAAGUUAUGAGAGCUGUGCAGCUAGUUAAGACAUGUCAGGGCUUUAUUAAACUAAAGGAACAACCACAAGUUAACUCGAGAACAAGCAGACCGGCUUCUCAAACCUGAUGGAUCAUCAGAUUAAGUGACUGGUUUGUUUUGGGUGAUUGAUGCAAAGACAGCGAUGAGGAAAACCUUUUGAAGAUCUGACUCUUCUUUGAAUCAUUUCAAAACACCUGGAUGGGAUUCCAUCACCACCUUUAAAAAA